AAAUAAAGAAACAACCUACGAUUUAGGUGCCCAUCUCCUUCUGAGAGUAUUAUACCUUCCAUGGUAUUUGCCUUUUUUGGUCACAAAUCCUUACAGACGAAGGCAGAGCAAAAAACCUGGCGACUUGGCGGGGUUUUUGUUUCCCUUCUUCUCCCCUUUUCCGACACGGCUACGUGCGUAUCGCCGAAACGAUACGCAUUCAUGAACCUAUAUAACACCAGAGCGCCAGCGAGGGAGGAGGAGAACCCAUCCCAUCCCAUCUCAUCUCCUCCUCUUUUCUCUUCUUCGUCGAAAUUCGGCGCACCGAGAGCCGAACUCGAGUCGUUCCACCUCAGAGGAUGCCAGUGCUAUAAAUAGAAAUGGCGGUGCUCGGUUUCGGUUCGUGUCGUAUCGUUUCGGCUUUUUUUCUUCUCUGACAGACGGACUGCCCGAUCCUCGGUGCUUCUUCGAUCAUUCUCACCUCUGGAAAUCGAUGCCUCAAGCCGGCGGCGUCGACUCUGUUCGAUUUACAGGAGAAGCUCGGAUGUUUCUCAUCUUCUCCAUCGAAAGCUUAAUCCUUUUCUAAAAAGGUGAAGUGCUCCUAGUCCUCGGCACAGUUCGCCGAUCAAUCGCAAGAGCUCUCUGUUCCAUGUAAAAGAGCAGGCUUUCUGCUGUUGUAGCUCUGGCUUCUACCCCAUUUCAAUUUCUUCUUGACGUCAUUAGCUGAUCAAUCCAAAAAGCUCUGUUUUCCAUGUAAAAGAGCAAGCUUUCUGCUGUUGUAGCUCUGGCUUCUGCCCAUUUCAAUUUCUUCAUGGCGACAUUAGUUGUCUUGUUGGUUCUCCUGAAUGAUUAUGCAUGUACGUGGCAGGUCCAUCUUUCUACUGGAUAAGGUUUGCACAAGAUUUUCCCUGGAGUUUGGCAUUUCCUGCAAAGAAUACAACUCCUUGUGUUCUGUGAUACCGUGUCAUCAUCAUGGGUGCCUGCUUAUCAAAAUCCAACAGAAUGCCCAAGUCACGGAAGUACUCUCUUAGAUCCAGAAAAUGCCAUGGAAAGGUUUCCGCCUCAAUUCCCGAUGCUCCCGUAGCCUGGUGCAACACUGAAAGCCAUUUUGCUCACAGUGAGUCAAUUCAUGUUGAGACUGCUGUAAAAACUCAUCGAAAGUCUGAACUUUCAAAUUUAACGUUCCAUCUAACCCAGUUGCAGUGGCAUCAUAGUCAGAUGGACACAAACGCGUUGUGCCAAGAAGAAGCAUGGUUUGACUGUGUCAGCAUCCUGGAAUCAGAUUCUGAUGAUGAUUUCAUUAGUGUUCAUGGAGACUAUUUUCCAUCGGUAGGCAGUGCAAUUGGGACCCAAAUGCUGCAGUUUGAAAAUGCUUCACGCUUCGUGGAUGGUAUGUGUAAGUUUGAGGAAUUUUAUGAUGACACUCAGAUAGCUUUGGCUGUUGAACAAUAUUUAAAAAGAGAUGAAGGUAGAACUGAGAAGCCCUUGAGCAAAGAUGAGAUUCCUAUGCGAAAAGCUGAUGAGGCAAAAUUUACCACCCAAGGAACUGACAUUUGUACCAAGAAGAAGAACAUUUUAGAUGACUUACAUUGUAGCUUUAAAGGUUCAAAGGAGGAUAAACAUGACACGGGAGAAAAAACUCAUGAAAACACCUUGAAGCAGAUGACAUCCUCUUGCACACCUCAAUUGGUUCAUUCUGUCAGUUUCAAUGAUAAGAUUGAACAAAUUAAUUGUGCUAGCCCGCCAUGCCAGAAAAGGAAAUCGGGAGUUAUUAAGCUUUCAUUCAAUAGAAAAUCUAAAGAUGGAGAUGAAACUACCGAAUUUUGUUCUUCAAAAAGAUACUUAUAUCAUCCCAGAGCCGGAUUGGUUGUCCCAUGUUCCAUGGGGGAGAAAUCAAUGCAAGGAUGCUGGUCUGUUCUAGAACCUUCGAACUUUAAGCUUCGUGGGGAAAGCUAUUUCAGAGAUAAGAAGAAAUCUCCUGCUCCAAACUAUGCCCCAUAUACCCCAAUUGGUGUAGAUUUAUUUAGUUGUCCUCGUAAAAUAAAUCACAUUGCUCAGCACAUCGACCUUCCAUGGGUAAAGGCACAUGAGAAAGUUCCCUCACUAUUGAUUGUUAAUAUUCAGCUGCCUACUUAUCCUGCUGCCAUGUUCCUUGGUGAUAGUGAUGGGGAAGGGAUGUGUCUUGUAUUAUAUUUCAAAUUAUCUGAUAAAUUUGACAAAGAGAUUUCUCCUCAAUUUCAGGAUAGCAUUAGGAGAUUUGUACAUGAUGAAAUAGAAAAGGUUAAAGGUUUUCCAAUGGACUCCUCUGCUCCUUAUAGAGAAAGGUUGAAAAUAUUGGCUGGUUUAGUUAAUCCGGAGGAUCUCCAUUUAAAUAGCACAGAAAAGAAGCUUGUACAUGCUUAUAAUGAAAAGCCAGUGCUUUCACGUCCUCAACAUAAUUUUUUCUGGGGUUCAGAUUACUUUGAGAUUGACCUCGAUAUACAUCGUUUUAGCUACAUAUCAAGAAAGGGAUUUGAAGCAUUUCGUGAACGGUUGAAACAUGGGAUACUCAAUCUUGGAUUAACCAUCCAGGCACAGAAACAGGAGGAAUUACCAGAGCAUGUCCUAUGCUGCCUGAGGCUGAACAAAAUUGAUUUCAUUAACCAUGGACAGAUACCAACACUUGUGAAGCUUGUCGAUGACUGAUAGCCAGAGUUAAAACAUGCUCUUGCUUUGGAAGCUGGUUGCUUGGCUGGAAGAGAAGCUCAGUUACUGAUAGACACCUGAAUAGGCAUUUAUUGGUUAAUUAAUAUAGAGAAAUUAUCUUACAAAUUAUAGAUGAUAAGUUUCCUCUUGAUCCAGAUCUCAGCAACAAUUUGUUCUUACACGCAGUAAUCUACUUUGAGUUAACUAACAAUGUGAAAAGUAUGCUAUACUAUUGUACCAGAGAAGUUUUAGAGCAGCUCUCUAAGGAAUAUUUUUUGGAAAAA
Molecule: messenger RNA, 2948 nt
Organism: Elaeis guineensis (African oil palm)
Lineage: Eukaryota; Viridiplantae; Streptophyta; Magnoliopsida; Arecales; Arecaceae
Product: protein ENHANCED DISEASE RESISTANCE 2
Source: RefSeq, a predicted model, not a curated record